Molecule: messenger RNA, 1609 nt
Organism: Helianthus annuus (common sunflower)
Lineage: Eukaryota; Viridiplantae; Streptophyta; Magnoliopsida; Asterales; Asteraceae
Product: zinc finger CCCH domain-containing protein 20
Exons: 1
Coding region: 84-1154 (356 amino acids)
Molecular function (GO): metal ion binding
Source: RefSeq, a predicted model, not a curated record
AACUCUCGAAACCGGAAACACAAACACAAACACACACACCUUAAAACCAACAAACCGAUCAAAAAACACAUCCAACAAGAAAUAUGGUCGGAGAUGAAAACCACCAUAACAUGAUGGUGCAUGUACCACCAUGGACCACCCUCAUAGACGACCCACUCACCGGAAUCUCACCCUUUUCUCCACGCAGUCCCAAUGCCACCGUCAACAGCCUCGCUUCCUUCGAAGACUACGCUUAUUUCCUCCGUAACGACGCCGCUCUCCGCCGCUACCUGGAAGACGACCUCGACGGAGAUGCAGACAACUCCGGUUGUACGGACUUUGACAUCACAUCGGAACCUUUUGCGUGUGAUAGUUUUCGUAUGUACGAUUUCAAAGUACGUAAGUGCGCACGUGCUCGGUCACAUGACUGGACGGACUGUCCGUACGCUCACCCCGGCGAAAAAGCACGCCGGCGUGAUCCCCGGAAGUACAGUUAUUCCGGUACCGCAUGCCCAGAGUUUCGUAAAGGGAGUUGUAAAAAAGGUGAUGGUUGUGAGUUUUCUCAUGGUGUUUUUGAGUGUUGGUUGCAUCCGCACCGGUACCGGACUCAGCCGUGUAAGGAUGGAAUAAACUGCCGCCGGCGUGUGUGUUUUUUCGCACACACGCCGGAGCAGCUGCGGGUGGUGAGUCCGCAUGGUGAGUCGAGUCAUGGGUUCGGAUCGUGGUUUUCUUCGCCGUCGGAGACUUCUACGCCGCCGUCGGAGUCGCCGCCGAUGUCGCCGAUGGAUGGGUCUCUUAGCCGGUCACUUGGGUCGGUGACGGUGGGUGAUAUGUUGACGUCUCUCCGGCGGUUGCAGCUUAAUAAGACGCCGUCUAUGGGUAGCCCGUGGAGCAUGCAAAUGGGUCGGGUUGUUUCUUCUCCUAGAUCCGGGUUUUAUAGCUUGCCGUCGACUCCGACCCGACCCGUGACCCGACCGAGUUUAGGGUUUUCGGAGAUUUGGGAAGAGGGGUGUGUGGAGGAAGAGCCUGUGAUGGAGAGAGUGGAAUCGGGUAGGGAUUUGAGGGUGAAGAUGUUUGAGAAGUUGAAGAAGGAGAACUCGUUAGAUCGGGUUGACCCGAAUCCGGGAGAAAGUUCAAACCCGGAUGUGGAGUGGAUCUCGGAGCUUGUGAAGUGAUCUGUGUCUAAAUGGUUGUGCUAAACGUAACUCUCUUAUGCGGUUUUUAUUGGAUGUAACAUUUUCUCUACUAAAUCAGUCAUUUCAUCAUUCUACUUUUUGCAUGGGGUAGCGUUAAGCAUAAUAGAGGGUACGUUUAGCCUCAAACCUGUCUAUGAACACCCUAAUACCUUCCAGGUGUUUGAUUUAAAUUAUGGAUUAUAUGGUUAGUUAUUGCUAUUUAGUUAGUGAUAAUAUGUUUCGGUAGAAGCCAUUUUGUGCACUCCCUUGUCAUGUAAAUAUGGGUAUGAAGGGUGAAGUGUAAGAAGUUUAUUUGUUGGGGGGUUUACUCUGAAAGAAAAGAGGGAGGAAAUGGGGUGGAAUUAUUGUUAUUGUUACUAUUUUUAUUAUUAAAAAUGAUUUUAUGUAAUGUUAUUGUGUUAUACUUAUUAAUGUCAACUUGUUAUUUUGCUCUU